AUGUUUUUCAACCGGAUGAUCAUGUUGGUGUUACUCCUUCUUUUGCUCUGCCAUGCUGUAUACAAGACACAUCCUAUUAACUGCACUGUAUCUGAUGACCCCCUCCCUAUUCCUCAUCAAUUUUACCACCCAGGUGAUCUUGACAUCGGUGAGAUUGUUUCUCAGGUCAUCUUCCUCUAUAAUAUCUUCUCUUUCAAGGAACAGCCUGCACAGAUGUUGCAUGAUGAACCUUUUUCAGUGCCUAAGAACUACCAGCAUGUCCUGGCCUUGGCAUUUGCUGUCAAAGAGAUCAAUGAGAAUCCAAGAAUCUUACCCAAUAUCUCUCUGGGGUUCCACAUCCUCAAUAGCUACUAUACGGCAAGGAUGACCUCUAAGGCCACCCUGAACCUGCUUUCCACACAACAUAGGUUUGUCCCCAACUUCAAGUGUCAUAACCGGAAAAAUAUGGUAGCUCUCAUUGGAGGAUGUCUCUCUGAAACCACAGCCAAUAUGGCCAUCAUUUCAGCAAGCUAUAAGACUCCACAGCUCCAUCACUUUCUAAGAAGCACCUUGUUCAAUAACAGUGCUGGAGACACUGUGCGCUUUGAUGCUGAUGGCGCAUUAGUUACAGGCUUUGAUGUUACAAACUGGUUAAUGUUUCCCAAUGGCUCAGUGGUUAGAGUAAAAGUUGGAAGAUUGGAUCCCCAGGCUUCUCCCAACAAAAGGUUAACCAUUAAUGAUGACCGAAUUGUCUGGCAUAAAAGUUUUAAUCAGGUGCUGCCCCUUUCUGUGUGCAAUGAGAACUGCUAUCCUGGCUACAGCAAGAAAAAGAAGGAAGGAGAGAAAUUUUGCUGCUAUGAUUGUGCUCCAUGUGCACAUGGGAUGAUUUCUCACCAGAAGGACAUGGAUGCCUGCAUCAAAUGUCUAGAUGAUAAAUAUCCCAACAAGGACCAGACUCAGUGCAUUCCCAGGGUUCUAAGCUACCUCUCUUAUGAAGAAUCUUUAGGGAUCAGCUUGACUAUCGUGGCUAUUUCUUUCUGUUUGAUCACAACCGGAGUGCUUGGAAUCUUUCUGAAGCACAAGGACACUCCCAUAGUCAAAGCCAACAACCGGAACUUCACUUACAUCCUCCUCAUCUCUCUCUUUCUUUGCUUCCUCUGCACCUUGCUCUUCAUUGGACAACCUGGAAAGGCAGCCUGCCUUUUCCGACAAAUGCUUUUUGGCAUUGUCUUCUCUGUGGCUCUUUCCAGCAUUUUGGCCAAAACCAUCACUGUAGUUCUGGCAUUCAUGGCUACCCAACCAGGGUCCCAAAUGAGGACAAGGGUGGGAAAAGGACUGGCCAAUUCUAUUGUCUUUUCCGGCUCCUUGAUUCAAGCAGGCAUUUGUAUAGUUUGGCUCAUUAUAUCGCCUCCAUUCCCAGAUGUAGACAGGCACUCAUUGGACGGGAAAAUCAUAAUGGAAUGCAAUGAGGGCUCUGCUUUCAUGUUUUAUUUUGUCUUGGGCUAUCUAGGGUCCCUGGCUAUUGUCAGUUUCAUUGUGGCUUUCUUAGCCAGGAAGUUACCCGACAGUUUCAAUGAGGCCAAAUUCAUCACUUUCAGCAUGUUGGUGUUUUGCAGUGUGUGGUUAUCCUUUGUUCCAUCCUACCUGAGCUCCAAAGGAAAAUAUGUGGUGGCUGUGGAGAUCUUCUCCAUCUUGUCCUCGAGUGCUGGAUUACUGGGUUUCAUCUUUUUCCCUAAAUGCUACAUUAUUGUCUUUAGGCCUGAGCUGAACAACAGGGAGCACCUGAUUAGAAGGAAAAAAUGA
This is a messenger RNA of Elgaria multicarinata webbii, 1782 nucleotides long. Its product is annotated as vomeronasal type-2 receptor 26-like. NCBI's taxonomy places the organism in Eukaryota, Metazoa, Chordata, Lepidosauria, Squamata, Anguidae. Gene Ontology annotation, biological process: G protein-coupled receptor signaling pathway. The record is from RefSeq and is a predicted model, not a curated record. The transcript is spliced from 5 exons. The coding region runs from base 1 to 1782 and encodes 593 amino acids. Gene Ontology annotation, cellular component: plasma membrane. Gene Ontology annotation, molecular function: G protein-coupled receptor activity.